This is a messenger RNA of Vespa crabro (European hornet), 1009 nucleotides long. Its product is annotated as PRKR-interacting protein 1 homolog. Gene Ontology annotation, molecular function: protein kinase inhibitor activity; protein kinase binding; double-stranded RNA binding. NCBI's taxonomy places the organism in Eukaryota, Metazoa, Arthropoda, Insecta, Hymenoptera, Vespidae. The coding region runs from base 149 to 871 and encodes 240 amino acids. Gene Ontology annotation, cellular component: nucleolus. The record is from RefSeq and is a predicted model, not a curated record. Gene Ontology annotation, biological process: negative regulation of protein kinase activity. The transcript has 3 exons.
UGAAUUAAAAAAAAAAUUCUGACGCGCAAUAGUUUAUUCAUUGACAAACGUAACCUAUCAAAAAUUUAUAAAUAUUUUGAUAGUUCGUUUAUUAAUAAUUAUAUAUAAAUUCCUAUAUUCCUAUUGUUGUUAUUUUAUUUCUAACAAUAUGAGUAAUAAAAAAGAAAAGGAGGAAGAAAAGCCAAUAGUUGCUAAAACAGCAGUGGAUUUGCAAAGAUUAAAAUUAAUGAAGUUAAUGAAAAAUCCAGACAAACCUAUUGUAUUACCAGAACGACCUAAACCUAAAAAUACACCAACAGUACCAGAAUUUGUUCGGAAUGUAAUGGGUAGUAGUGCUGGUGCUGGUAGCGGAGAAUUUCAUGUAUACAGACAUUUGCGUCGUAAAGAAUAUGCAAGACAAAAAUUUAUUCAAGAGAAAGGUCAUAAGGAACUUUUGGACGCUCAAUAUCAUGAAAAGUUAGAGCAAAAUAGAAAAUUGGCAGAGGAAGCAACUGCAAAAAAACGGGCCAAAAGAUUAAAAAGGAAACAAAAGAUGAGAGGGAAGAAAAAAAUGAAAAGUACAAAUGUUGAAAACAACAAUAAGGAAAAUAGUGAUAAUAUACAUAGCGAGACAGAGGACAGUGAUUCGGCAGAAAAAACUAAUGAUACUAAUGAAGUACGGUCUGAUAUUAAUUGCGAUGAAGUGACUAUUAAAAGUAAAAUUCAUUUAGAGACAGAACAAUUAAAAGAAGUGGAAAAAAAUAAAGAUGAGUCCGAAGUUACAUGUAAGGAUACUAUAAAUGAUACUACUUCUACAGAAGUAAAACAAGAUCAAGAAAAUAAUACAAUAUUAAAUGAAUCUGUGAAAAAAGAGACAAAGGAAGAUAAAUAAGAUGAAUAUAUAUAUAUAUAUUAUGUAUUUAAAUUAUAUAAUAUAUAUAUAUGAAACAAAGUGAAACGUAAUAAGAAAGAAAAAGCAUACUCUAAAUGUAGAAUCUUCUUAUUUCCAAGAAAUUAUUACCAAACGUCA